Messenger RNA from Panicum virgatum (switchgrass), 1488 nucleotides. RefSeq names its product heavy metal-associated isoprenylated plant protein 6-like. Gene Ontology annotation, molecular function: metal ion binding. The coding region runs from base 146 to 1186 and encodes 346 amino acids. NCBI's taxonomy places the organism in Eukaryota, Viridiplantae, Streptophyta, Magnoliopsida, Poales, Poaceae. The record is from RefSeq and is a predicted model, not a curated record. The transcript has 4 exons.
CCACCCGGCACUCGCUCCCCUCCGUCCCAAAACCCCCGACCCUGCCCUGCCAGCAUCCCACCUCGAACCCCGCGCCCUCGGUAACCACCGCAGAGGCAGGCAGGCAACAAGGCUCGACGCCAGCGAGGCAGGCCCAGCCACCACCAUGGGAGAGGAGAAGAAGGCCGCCGCCAAGGACGGCGACAAGAAGAAGGAGAAGGACGCCGGGGCGGCCGCGCCGGCGGGGCCGCAGCCCAUCGUGCUCAAGGUCGACUUGCAUUGCGCCGGGUGCGCGGACAAGGUCCGCAAGGCCAUCAAGCGCGCCCCAGGGGUGGAGUCCGUGACGGCGGACAUGGCGGCGGGCAAGGUGGUGGUCACCGGUCCCGCGGACGCGACGGAGCUCAAGGAGCGCAUCGAGGCCAGGGCCAAGAAGCCCGUGCAGAUCGUCUCCGCCGGCACCGGCCCGCCCAAGAAGGACAAGGAGAAGAAGGCGGACGGCGGCGGCGAGAAGAAGCCGGACAAGGAGAAGGCUGCCGGCGGCGGAGACAAGAAGGGCGACAAGGAGAAGGGCGGCGGCGGCGAGAAGAAGGCCGACAAAGACAAGGGUGGCGACAAGCCAAAGGAGGAGAAGAAGGCCAAGGAACCCAAGGAGGAGACGGUGACGCUCAAGAUCCGGCUCCACUGCGACGGCUGCAUCGACCGCAUCAAGCGCCGCAUCUACAAGAUCAAAGGUGUGAAGGACGUGGCGAUCGACGCCGGCAAGGACCUGGUGAAGGUGACCGGCACCAUGGACGCCGCCGCGCUGCCGGGCUACCUCCGGGACAAGCUCAGCCGGGCCGUGGACGUCGUCGCGCCGGGCAAGAAGGACGGCGGCGGCGGCGACAAGAAGGACAAGGGCGACAAGAAGGACGGCGGCGAGGAGAAGAAGGACAAGUCCGCCGCCUCCGCGGCGGUGGCGCCGAUGCCCAUGGCCGAGGCCGGCAUGUACCAGAUGCCGCCGCACUACGGGUACGCGCCGUACCCCCCGGCACCCGGCGGCUACUACGGCGGCGCCCCGGCACCCCACCCCGCCGGCGGCUUCUACCACCCCAGCGCCGGCGGCCAGUACCCGCCCCCGCCCACGCCCGCCUACCCGUACGGCGCCUCCCACCUCCACGCGCCCCAGAUGUUCAGCGACGAGAACCCGAACGCCUGCUCCGUCAUGUGAGCGGUGAACCCCGCCGGCCGUCGGCGACGCGCCGCGUCGAACUCCGCUGUGUCAUACCAGAAGCAAAGCUAUGGCUUGGGUCUUUUAGCAGCUUAGUUAAUCAUCAGCGGUUAGCUAGUAGUUUAAUCGUCGCCCCCCAGUGAGAGUUCCCGUACUACCAGCAGUGUUCUAGCAGCAGGCCUGUAAAUGACAGCAGCAGCGACGUACUCUCGCCAUGGUGUGUAAUGCAGCGUCAUGUAUAAUCCACCCGCCGCCGAUGGAAAUUUUGCCCUUCUGCCACCGCUAAUCGCCGUUACCGCGUC